Messenger RNA from Sphenostylis stenocarpa, 285 nucleotides. NCBI's taxonomy places the organism in Eukaryota, Viridiplantae, Streptophyta, Magnoliopsida, Fabales, Fabaceae. The record is from the annotation of a GenBank genome assembly.
AUGUGCUCAUACCUUGGAAAGGGUUCUCGCAAUGUUCAGAAAACUCCUGGUGGCCUCAUCUUCCGCCAGAGAUGGAACAACAUGCAGUUUGUCACAAGUGCCUCAUUUUUAGCCACUGUCUAUUCUGACUACCUUGCUUCUUCUGGUAGAAACUUGAGAUGUAAUUCAGGAAAUGUUGCUCCUGCUGAGCUUCUCUCCCUUGCAAAGUCUCAGGUAAUUCCACCCCCUGCUUUCCCUUUCAUAGUUUCACUUGCUGCAUACCAAUGGAGCGAUGAGCAGUCGUGA